Molecule: messenger RNA, 276 nt
Organism: Rangifer tarandus platyrhynchus (Svalbard reindeer)
Lineage: Eukaryota; Metazoa; Chordata; Mammalia; Artiodactyla; Cervidae
Source: the annotation of a GenBank genome assembly
AGCAUCAACCCUCUGGGCGGCUUUGUCCACUACGGUGAGGUGACCAAUGACUUUGUCAUGCUCAAAGGCUGUGUGGUGGGAACCAAGAAGCAGUGCUCACUCUGUGCAAGUCCUUUGCUGGUGCAGACCACACUGCGGGCCCUGGAGAAGACUGACCUCAAACUUAUUGACACCACCUCCAAAUUUGGUCAUGGUCGCUUCCAGACUGUGGAAGAGAGGAAAGCCUUCACGGGACCACUUAAGAAGGACCGAAUUGCCAAGGAAGAAGGGGCCUAA